GGAGCGAGCGCCUCAAAUGCUCGGGUUUCUCAGCUGAUUGUCUCCAGCCGAGAGUUGUUUUUUGCAGCUACGGAGCCGAGCCGCUGCCGGAGCCGAGAGCCCUGGGGGGUGGGGGAAAGAGGAGGCGGGGUCGAGGGGGAGCCGCGGCUGCUCAGCGCGGGACUCCGGGUCCCGUCACGGCGCUUCCUGGGGUUAGAGGUUGGGGUGGGUGGGGGGUAAGGGGGCAGUCCUUCUCCCCCUCGACGGCGGCUCCGAGUCCAGCCCCUUCCUUCCCGCGCUCGCUCGCCUGACCCUCAGCCCCUCGAUGAGGGUGUCAGUGCCGGGUCCGGCGGCCGCUGCCGCCCCCGCGGCCGGCCGCGAGCCCUCCACGCCCGGUGGGGGCGGCGGAGGCGGAGGCGCCGUAGCUGCCGCCUCAGGCGCCGCGGUGCCGGGCUCCGUGCAGUUGGCGCUGAGCGUCCUGCACGCCCUGCUCUACGCCGCGCUCUUCGCCUUUGCUUACCUGCAGCUGUGGCGGCUGCUCCUGUACCGCGAGCGGCGGCUGAGUUACCAGAGCCUCUGCCUCUUCCUCUGUCUCCUGUGGGCAGCGCUCAGGACCACCCUCUUCUCCGCCGCCUUCUCGCUCAGCGGCUCCCUGCCCUUGCUCCGGCCGCCCGCUCACCUGCACUUCUUCCCCCACUGGCUGCUCUACUGCUUCCCCUCCUGUCUGCAGUUCUCCACGCUCUGUCUCCUCAACCUCUACCUGGCGGAGGUUAUAUGUAAAGUCAGAUGUGCCACUGAACUUGACAAACACAAAGUUCUACUGCAUUUGGGCUUUAUAUUGGCAAGCCUUGUCUUUUUAGUGGUGAACUUGACUUGUGCAAUGCUAGUUCAUGGAGAUGUCCCAGAAAAUCAGUUGAAAUGGACUGUGUUUGUUCGAGCAUUAAUUAAUGAUAGCCUGUUUAUUCUUUGUGCCAUCUCUUUAGUUAGUUACAUAUGCAAAAUUACAAAAAUGUCAUCAGCAAAUGUCUACCUCGAAUCAAAGGGUAUGUCUUUGUGCCAGACUGUCGUCGUGGGCUCUGUAGUCAUUCUUCUCUACUCUUCGAGAGCUUGUUACAAUUUGGUGGUGGUCACCAUAUCUCAGGAUACAUUAGAAAGUCCAUUUAAUUAUGGCUGGGAUAAUCUUUCAGAUAAGGCUCAUGUAGAAGACAUAAGUGGAGAAGAGUAUAUAGUAUUUGGAAUGGUCCUUUUUCUGUGGGAACACGUGCCAGCAUGGUCGGUGGUAUUGUUUUUCCGGGCACAGAGAUUAAACCAGAAUUCGGCACCUGCUGGCAUGAUAAAUAGUCACAGUUACAGUUCCAGAGCCUACUUUUUUGACAAUCCAAGACGAUACGAUAGUGAUGAUGACCUGCCAAGAUUGGGAAGUUCAAGAGAAGGAAGUUUACCAAACUCGCAAAGUUUGGGCUGGUAUGGCACCAUGGCUGGGUGUGGCAGCAACAGUUACACAGUCACUCCCCACCUGAAUGGACCUAUGACAGAUACUGCUCCUCUGCUCUUUACUUGUAGUAAUUUAGAUUUGAACAAUCCUCAUAGCUUAUAUGUGACACCACAAAACUGACAGCAUCACCAAGUCAUGAUUCUUGAGUUGUUUUUCAUAGAUGUGUAUAUUCAUUGUGUUCAAAUUUCAUCUACAUAAACAUUCCAUUAUCUGUUGCAACUGAAAACAAAAUCUGGAAGUUUGGCUGUGUUUGGUAAAGAACAGAGCUGUUAUUUUUGACAUAGUAAAAUGGAAAGUUUGGAGUAGGAGAAAAGAGAGAUUGCAUCUUAAGCACUUGAUGGCCUCCAAAAAUCCUGACUUUGGAACAUCAAAUGCAUAUGUGCACUUUUAUCUUUGUUCUGAAAGAGUCACUGCAGUCCCCAAAGUCAUAUGCUAAUGUUCACACUGAAAUCUACUAUAUUGUACACCAAACUGGAAGGCAAUUUUCCUAUGAAAAUCAAAGCCUAUAUAUUCAAUGGUAUGCUCUAUAUGGAAAUCUUAAUAAAAAUUUUAUAAUAUGAACAGUACACAGAGUUAAGGAAUAAAAAUAUAUCAUUCUUUAUAAAAAUCUUCUGAAAUGUUAAUCAUUGAAGACAGUUCUUUUAAGCAUAAUUUUAAAAUGCCGACUGAAAUUCAAUCAUUUUAAACAAAUGAUAGUAGUAAUCCAUUAGUUCUGGCCAGCAGUGUUCUUUGGAGAGCCACAAUUUCAAGAGGAAAAUAUGCCAGUGAAAAUUGUGUGGCUACUUUGAGUAGAAUUGGUCAAUUGAUUAUUUUGUAUACAAUUGAGAUAUAUGUAGGAGUUUAAACAUAACUCUUCAAGAAAGCAAUAGUGACUUUUGCAUAGGGUGAUGUUGGUAGAAACUUCUUGGGACUAAACAAGUUUAGAAAUACAUUUAAGAAUUAUUCACAAAAUAUAUAAUUCUAAAUUAAAACAAAUAUAUUUUCAAAAGCAUUUGAUUUAUCUGAAGCAUGAUAUAGCUGGUCUUACCUAGUAAAUCAGGAUUGUCCUCAGGUAAAUGAAAUCAUGAUACAUUAUUGCAGUGAACUCAAGUGCAAUAUUUUGUGAGACAUGUAAUUCCUCCUAUGAUUUUCACAUUUUUAUAUCUUGUAUAUGGGAAAAGCCAAAUUAAAUUGAAUUCAAAUUAAUUCCAGCAUUAGACUAAAUGAGCAACCUUAAG
This is a messenger RNA of Sapajus apella (tufted capuchin), 2691 nucleotides long. RefSeq names its product G protein-coupled receptor 137C (gene GPR137C). NCBI's taxonomy places the organism in Eukaryota, Metazoa, Chordata, Mammalia, Primates, Cebidae. Gene Ontology annotation, cellular component: lysosomal membrane. Gene Ontology annotation, biological process: positive regulation of TORC1 signaling. The record is from RefSeq and is a predicted model, not a curated record. The transcript is spliced from 7 exons. The coding region runs from base 305 to 1594 and encodes 429 amino acids.